AUGAGCACGGAAGUUCCGCGUGGCCAGUUUCUUUCGAAUCCCUUUGAAAUAGACAAUAUACAAGUUAUAAGAGAAACCAAAGACCAUUUUCCUAAACCGUCGUUGAUCUCAUUUGACGUAUUUGGCACCCUUUAUGAACCUAGCCCUGCUAUUUCACAUCAGUAUCACAAAAUCGCUUCUGAAGAGUUUGGAAUCAUCAAGCCUGUAGCAGAAAUCGAAAAAGAGUUUCCUGUUUUGUUCAAAGAAUUGGAGGAGUUGUAUCCCAACUACGGUAGAUUCAAUGAUGAAAUCCAGGGUUCAGACCAUUGGUGGCUGGAACUUAUUGUGAGACUAUACAAUAUUGAAAGCUACAAGACCAACAAGCAUUCAGCGGCAUUAUGUAACCGUCUCUUGAACCACUUUACUGGACCUCUGGCUUACAAGUUGUAUGACGAUGUAAUUCCUACACUCACCAAGUUGAAGAAUAACGGUAUCAAUAUGGUAAUCUCAACUAAUUCUGAUGGAAGAGUACGGGAUAUUAUCCAUAAUCUAGGUCUAGCACAAUUCUUCCCCAACGACAACUUUUACCUUUCCUACGAUAUUGGAGCUGUUAAGCCUUCCAGACAGUUCUUUGACAGUGUGUCUCUGCAAUUCUACAUGAACAAUUAUCAUAAAAGGCUUCUUCGCAAAAAUCAGGGUGCUUUCUUAGAGAAUUGCUGGCAUGUGGGCGACAGCCAUCUGAAGGAUUUCCUUGGUGCCAUAAGAUCAGGCUGGAAUGGUGUGCUUGUAGAUCGAGAUCAGACUAGCGAAUUUUUUAGUACCAGAACGAAGAAACCAGAGAAGGAAGAGUAUGCUGGUUGUGGGCUUUCGGGGAUGCCUGGCAAAAACAAGCCGACUGAUAUGUUGAUGCUAGCAAAUAACAGAGUGGUACUUACACGUUUGGAACAGUUGUUGGAGAUGUUCAACAUUGAGUAG
Molecule: messenger RNA, 954 nt
Organism: Scheffersomyces stipitis CBS 6054
Lineage: Eukaryota; Fungi; Ascomycota; Pichiomycetes; Serinales; Debaryomycetaceae
Exons: 1
Coding region: 1-954 (317 amino acids)
Source: RefSeq, a predicted model, not a curated record